AUGAACCCGGACAGCAGCAUGGACCACUCCAUGCAGGAUGAUAUUGAACGACCGGCGAAGAGACCAUGUAUAUCAUAUACCCCCGACGAUGAAGAGGUCCCCGCAGAUUUUGAUCUUCCUGCCGCACGCGCGCAGAAUGACUCGCGACUGAAGUCUCUUUUCGAAGGCAUUUUCGCAAAAUAUAGCCAGGACUUCACCGGCGUUGGCGACGAGAUUGACCUGCAGACCGGGGAUAUAGUGGUCGACAAUGGACAUCUCCUGGGCAUGCGGGACGAGGGCGACGGCGGAGAUCAUCCACGAUCAUGGCUCUCCCAGGCUGAAAUGGAUAGGCCGGAAGAUCCUGAUGCAGACGAUGACACCGAGACAAGGGGAGAGGAAGAUGAGUUCUUCUCUAUGGCAUCAUCUCCUAGUCGUCGUUCCCCAGAUGCUCCACGCGAAGAGUCGCCAUCGAAACAGCUACAGACGGACAUCGAUACCUCUUUGGAUUUCGUGUUUACUUUUAAAGCAUCAGGCACUGCCGGGCUGAGUCCUACAACCAAGGAGGAGCCUACCUCCCAUUCUACAAACCCAAUCACAGUUUCCAAACCGCAAGAUCCAUUGUGGGCAGUACCAGAUUUGCCCCCUUCCUUUUCAACACCCACCACUGAGACCCGCAAGUCAAACGUGGGCUUCUCCCCGCCUGUGAGAUCUUCAUCCCCACCAGGGAGCGGCUCCGUCUGGGCUGUGCGCAAGCCUCGCAGACCACGCACCGAAACGAAACCCAAAGCUACGCCGAGUAAGCGCCGGCCGGCUGCGAAGCGCAAAUACCAUUCCAGCCCUGUGACGCAUGACUGGUCUUUUGCGGCAGUACCUGAUGGGAACGAGUCCGACGACCCCUUGCAGGACUAUGAGCCAUCACCGACACCAUCAAAAAUAAAAAUUAUCCGCGGGAGGCGCCACAUUCCGACGAAAGAGAAUGAUGGUCCAUCUAGUUGUACUCCUUUGAAGGGGCCAAAUUUCGUCAUUGAAGUCGGUGAUCAGGUCGGCGAUCAAGUCGGUGAUCAAAUCGGCGAUCAAGUCGAUAAUCGAGUCGAUGCGCUAGUGGAUGAACCUGCCGACACGCUAGUUGAUGAUCCAGACCAUGAUCCGGUUUAUGCGCUAGUCGAUACGCCAGUCAAUGAUUCAGUCGAUGAUUCAGUUGAUGAUCCGGUCGAUAAUCAGGUUCUUGAACUAGUCGAUGGGCAAGACAAUGACCAAGACAAUGACCCAGACAAUGGCAUAGACGAUGGGUGCAAAACGUGUGAUCAAAACCUUAAGGUGCAUGAUGCACACCAUGAGGAGUGUGACAGAUCGAGCAAUCAAAUAGACGAAGUGCUCGAACCAUGCCUCGGAGAGGAGAACUGCGAACCGAGCCACCAAGAACAUGGAGUGCUCAAGGAACAAGAACAACUGCGAGGCGGCAGUGGUGCAAGUGAUCGCGAAAACGAAACACCUGAAAUAGGAUACAAAAAACAAGUUCCAUUUAUCCCUACGGUACAAGGGGAUUCAACCCCUAAGGCAAUGCCCAGCACCCCGGGCCCAUCGCCGCACCACAUGGAAUUCACCCCAAGCAAAAGAUGGCCCAUCACACCCGACGAGGCAAAAUUGAUCAACGCGAGUACCAGACUGUUUGGCACUGGUUCUAUAGCCACUGGACCCGCCGCCUGGCCAACCCGCCCCCCGCUUUCCGCAGCCUGGACACAGCCUGAACUGGCAGCUCUGGCCAGACUCAGCACCCAAUCGGAUCUUACCUGGGGUCAGAUACAAACUCGUUUCAAAGGUCGAUCGCGACAUGAGGUUGAAUUUGAGCUGCUGCGUGCUUUUGUUGGGGAGGGAUAUACCUCUACAAUGAUCGGAGUCAUGGAGGAACAGGCGGACUCAGAAGACCAAGAAGAAACGGAUAACGAGAUAAAAGAUGAACCAGAAUCUGAUCCAGCCUUGCAGGAAGUCAAAGAUGAGACAAGGCACACUGCUCAGGAAGACCUUGAGCAGCUUCGCAUUCAAGGAUGA
Molecule: messenger RNA, 2028 nt
Organism: Penicillium coprophilum
Lineage: Eukaryota; Fungi; Ascomycota; Eurotiomycetes; Eurotiales; Aspergillaceae
Product: Myb-like DNA-binding domain protein
Exons: 2
Coding region: 1-2028 (675 amino acids)
Cellular component (GO): nucleus
Molecular function (GO): protein heterodimerization activity; histone binding
Source: RefSeq, a predicted model, not a curated record